AUGAACGUCUCCGUCGACGACCUCAUCUCCUCCUUCGGCCAGAGCCACAUCGGUCAAGAGGCAAACGACCUCGCUGCCUUCCGCGCCCAGCUCGCCCAGUCCCUCCUCGCCCAGCCCAUGACCUCCUCUCGCGCGGGUCCCCUCAACUCCCCCGUCCGCUCGCCCUCCGCGAGCAUCUCCCUCGACCCCGCCCAGGCCGCCUGGCUCCGCCACACCUCUGCGUCCGGCUCCAAAAUGAGGUGCUCUAUCGACGAGAACCAGCAGGAUCCGGACGAGAUGAUGGACGAGGACGAGCGCAUGGUUGAGGACCUGCUCCUUGCGUCCCCUUCGUCCCCGGCCCCGGCCCCGCCCGCCUUCGCCCGCCCCCAGCUCUCCUCCCCGCCCUCUUACCGCCAACGCAAAACGAGCCUGUCGGUGACCAUGAUCCCGCUCGACCACGCCCACCACGAGCCCUCGAUCUCCAACGCCUCGAUCUUCACCACGACGGACCCGUUCUAUCUGGCGUCCAUCCAGGGCACUCACAGCCACCCCUCCCCCGCGUCUGUCUUCUCCCAGGCAGGUCGCCCAGCCUCGCACUCGCCCUUCCUCAAGCACCACAUGCAGUCCGCGUACCAGCCGUUCGGCAACGCGUACCAGGCCGUCCCUCCAGAGGCGCAGCCGUACAUGUUCGCGGCGACGGCGACCGCCACUACAUACAGCUUGUGA
Molecule: messenger RNA, 705 nt
Organism: Epithele typhae
Lineage: Eukaryota; Fungi; Basidiomycota; Agaricomycetes; Polyporales; Epitheliaceae
Exons: 2
Coding region: 1-705 (234 amino acids)
Source: RefSeq, a predicted model, not a curated record